Pristis pectinata (smalltooth sawfish) is the source of this 1576-nucleotide messenger RNA. RefSeq names its product EGF-like-domain, multiple 6 (gene egfl6). NCBI's taxonomy places the organism in Eukaryota, Metazoa, Chordata, Chondrichthyes, Rhinopristiformes, Pristidae. The record is from RefSeq and is a predicted model, not a curated record. Gene Ontology annotation, cellular component: membrane. Bases 29 to 1576 code for a protein of 515 amino acids. Gene Ontology annotation, molecular function: calcium ion binding. The transcript has 11 exons.
GUAUUUUAUAGAAGUCUUAAAGAGAAAGAUGUUGCACAGCGUGUGGAUAAGUCUGCUGGCAUUUGUAGAGCUUGCUGUUAGCGGGAAAACAGAAGUUUACCGGUUUCGAGACCGAAGGCAUUCUGGAAUUCAGCCUGGAGUUUGUCGCUAUGGAUCCCGAUUUGAAUGUUGCUAUGGUUGGAAAAAGAAUUACAAGGGACACUGUGAAGCUGUCUGUGAACAUGGAUGUAAACACGGAGAAUGUAUCGGGGCAAAUAAAUGCAAAUGUUACCCUGGAUUUACUGGUAAAACAUGUAACCAAGACUUUAACGAAUGUGGACUGAAGCCAAGGCCCUGUGAGCACAGAUGUAUGAACACACAUGGCAGCUACAAGUGCUACUGUCUGAAUGGCUACAUGCUGAUGCCUGAUAGCACAUGUGCUAAUUCCAGGACAUGCGCUAUGGCGAAUUGUCAGUAUGGCUGUGAGAAUGUGAAGGGAGAGAUACACUGCCUUUGUCCAUCCUCUGGACUGCAGCUCGGACCAGACGGGAGAACCUGCGUAGAUAUUGAUGAAUGUGCAACUUCCAGACCUCUAUGCCCCCCUCUGCGGAGAUGUGUCAACACAUUUGGCAGCUACUUCUGCAAAUGCCAAACUGGUUAUGAACUUAAAUACAUUGAUGGCAAAUACAAGUGUAUAGAUAUCGAUGAGUGUGCUGCCAAUACACACUCAUGUAGUCCACAUGCAGACUGCCACAACACGCAAGGCUCCUUUAAGUGUAAAUGUAAGCCAGGAUUCAGAGGCAGUGGCUUUCAGUGUUCUGCUGUUCCUGAAAUCCCUUACAAAGAAACGCCUGUGAUUCUGGGAGGAACCAGGGAAGACUUAAAGAAAAUUCUGGCAAAUAGGAAUAAUGGAAAGCAGAGUGAAGUGAUAAAGAAUGCCAUCCCCCGGCCUAUAGCUACUCCUCCAUCCCCGGACCGUCUUCAACCAUUUGACUAUGAGGACGGUGUUUACAUUGGGAGCUAUGAUGAGAAAGAGCUUGAUGUGAGCUAUAAUGGCAAUGAAGAUGAGGUUGAGAACUACAUUGACUCAGAGGAGCUAACUCCCAGAGGAGAUGUGUUUGAUUUUUCUGUGGACUGCAAUUUUAAUCAAGGAGUUUGUGAAUGGAUACAGGACACAGAGGAUGACUUUGACUGGAAAGUCACUGAUCUGCCUAAUGGCAACGGGCACUACAUGGCAGUCCCUGCAUUUGUCGGGCUUAAGAACGAAGUUGGCCAUUUGAAGCUUCUUGUUGGUGAUCUGGUUCCCAAGAAGGAUUUCUGUUUGACCUUUAAGUAUCGGCUUGCGGGAGAGAGGAUUGGAAAUCUCCGGGUACUUUCCAAUAACGGGGACUCUUCAAUCUGGGAAAGGACCAGAGACAAAAAGGAAGGCUGGAAGGUUGGAAGUGUUACAAUAACUGCUAAAAACAGUUCGGAAACCCAGCAAAAUAUUGUCUUUGAAGCAGAGCGAGGAAAAGGCAAUAUUGGUGAAAUUGGAUUGGACAGUGUUAUUCUGACCUCUGGGCCUUGCAGAGAAGAGACCUCAGAAAACGAUGACUGA